This is a messenger RNA of Gastrolobium bilobum, 1356 nucleotides long. RefSeq names its product disease resistance protein RPV1-like. The record is from RefSeq and is a predicted model, not a curated record. The coding region runs from base 1 to 1356 and encodes 451 amino acids. NCBI's taxonomy places the organism in Eukaryota, Viridiplantae, Streptophyta, Magnoliopsida, Fabales, Fabaceae. The transcript is spliced from 3 exons. Gene Ontology annotation, biological process: signal transduction; defense response. Gene Ontology annotation, molecular function: ADP binding.
AUGUCUUCUUCAUCCUCCAAUCGUCAAUGGGUCUACGACGUGUUCCUGAGCUUCAGAGGGGAAGACACUUGUUCCGGCUUCGUUUCUCACCUCCAAAAUACCUUCUCAAGAUCUGGAAUCAACACUUACAUCGAUUACAACCUUGAGAAGGGAACAGAGUUGGGACCUGAACUAUUGCGAGCAAUAGAAGGGUCUCAUAUAUCUUUGGUUGUUUUCUCCCAAAACUAUGCAGAUUCUAGUUGGUGCCUUAAUGAGCUGACAAAAAUAAUGGAAUGCCACAGAACUUAUGGCCAGGUGAUUCUGCCCAUAUUUUACGAUGUUGACCCAUCUCAUGUACGUCAUCAGAAGGGAGCAAUUGAAAAAGCCUUUGAAAAGUUUUCAGACAAAAAUUACUCGCAGGAAGUGUUGUCGAGUUGGAAGAGUGCACUCACCCAAGCUGCAAAUAUAUCUGGUUGGGAUAUGAGGAAUCGCCGGAGCGAAGCUGAAGUAUUGGAGAGAAUUGUUCAUUCAGUUUUACGACAAGUAAACAACACAUUUUUGUCCAUUACCGAUUUUCCUGUUGGAUUAGAAUCCCGCGUGCAAGAAGUGGUUGGUUUAAUUGAAAAUCAAUCGAGCAAAGUUUGUGUGGUGGGGAUCCGGGGUAUGGGUGGAUCGGGCAAAACAACCACAGCCAAAGCCAUUUACAAUCAAAUUCAUCGCAGAUUUGUGAAUAGAAGUUUCAUUGAAAAUAUUUCUGAAGUUUGUCAACAAGAUAGAAGAGGACAAAUUGAUUUACAAGAACAACUUCUUUUAGAUGUCCUAAGAACAGAGGUGAAUAUCCAUAGCAUUCGGAUGGGAACAACUUUAAUCGAAGAAAGCCUUUGUGGAAAAAGGGCACUCGUUGUGUUUGAUGAUGUGUCUGCUUUUCAGCAGUUAGAAGCCCUAUGUGGAAAUCGUGAACUGUUUGGUGAAGGAAGUGUAAUAAUCAUUACAACUAGAGAUAUGCGCCUACUUACACAAUUUGAGGUUGACUAUGUUUAUGAAAUGAAGCCAAAUAAUGAAAAUGAGUCCCUUGAGCUCUUUAGUUGGCAUGCUUUCAGAGAUGCAAGUCCAAGAGAAGACUUGAUUGAACUCUCACAAAAUAUUGUUGCUUACUGUGGAGGACUACCACUAGCUCUCGAAGUCCUUGGAUCUUGCUUAUUUGGGAGGACGAAACAAGAAUGGGAAAGUGUAUUAUCAAAACUGGAAAUAAUUCCCAAUGAUCGAGUUCUACAGAAACUAAGAAUAAGCUUUGAUGGUUUGCGUGAUCAGAUGGAAAGGGAUAUAUUUCUUAACAUAUGUUGUUUCUUUAUCGGUAAAGACAGAGCCUAUUGUUGA